Messenger RNA from Dermacentor silvarum, 2632 nucleotides. Its product is annotated as zinc finger protein ZFP2-like. Bases 1215 to 2129 code for a protein of 304 amino acids. The transcript has 3 exons. The record is from RefSeq and is a predicted model, not a curated record. NCBI's taxonomy places the organism in Eukaryota, Metazoa, Arthropoda, Arachnida, Ixodida, Ixodidae.
AAACCUCUGCAGUAGAUAGGUAGUGCCUGCCUGGAAAUCACUUGCAAUUGACAGAAUACAUUUGAUGAUUCUGAAAUACAUCCAUCUGUGCUUGUGGUAGGGCAUUGUUAAUGAGAUGGCGGUGAAGAGCUGCCUCAGUGUUCAUACGUGUUGUUGCUCUGCUUUGCUGUGUGGUGAUUCAUCUUCUGAACAAAGUGGGAACAGACAAAGGAAUCAGUAAAUAAUACAAACACUCAUACUAUUAACAACCUUUUAACGAAGAACAAGCAUACAUAAACAAUCGGGCAGAUACAAGCGUGCCAUGCACUAAUACCACAACAUUUUACAUAGUGGCUGUCGCCGCCAGUAGCUAUUGAACUUAGUGAUGCAACACUGGUGUUGUGUGAUGUUAAAUAGUGGACUGCAAUAUGAAAGUAAAGGACUUGCAUUCAAGACAGCCUAUUGAUGUUUCUGCCCUAAAAUCACAAACGCAUGACAGGGUAAUGGCUUUGACUCGGAGGCUAUGUGGCAAGUAUCAGCAAGUGAGCUUCAAGCUUGGAUGUCUACUGCAGUCGUUACUUGGAAAGUGAUUAGGUGUCCCACUCACAUUCGAAUGCCCUGUAGGUUGUAGCACAGGCAUGCAUCUUGUCACUCAAGCACACUCUCGAUAUAUCAUGGACAGGUUUAGGAGGUGAGUGCCCCAUUCUAUAUUCACAGUCAAGUGCCUGGGGCACCAAGCCAAACUCUCAUUGACUUGGGAAGCUGUGCUCCAUGUUUGUUGCUUUUGACAUCUUUGGCUGCAAAAAUAAACUUGGGAAACAUCCUUUCUGGUUGCCCUGGCUACAGCGUGCAAAGAUGAGAUGUUGGUUAUGCUAAACGGUUUAAGAUUGCCCCGAAUUCUGGUACGCUUGUCUAGACUGUUAUCAGCCCAGAGGGCUUUAAAUGCAUCACUGCUGUUUUUUCCUCACAUGUGGAUUGCAUGAGAGGCUAUGAGAAUUGUGUACUUCCUCGCAUUUAUGUGCAAGUUCUUUUCAUAACCUCGUCUCUCCUCACGUUUCACUGCCACCACCGUUUCGCCCCAGUUAGAGUGGCAAGCUGCAGCUCAUACUGGCUAACCUCCCAGUCUUUCCCUCCAAUGUUCCUCUCCCUUUUGCUAAGAAUGCUCCUGUUCGAUUUACGCAGACUUUGUUGCUGUGCGUCGCCGCCCCGGUCGACCACCUCUUCUGGACUCGCACAUGGGAAGGCGUCUGCGGCGGUGUCUCGUGUGCGGCUACACCACAGCUUUCCACACGAGCAUGCAGAAUCACCAAAGAAUACACACGGGCGAGCGCCCGCACAAGUGUGACUACUGCGGCAAGGCCUUCAUGCAGAAGGGCAACCUGGUCGCACACCUGCGCAUCCACACUGGCGAGAGACCCUUCCGGUGCCAUCUCUGCUCCAUGGCCUUUACACAGAAGACUAGCCUUGUGGGCCACGUGCGAACGCACACGGGCGAGAAGCCGUUUCAGUGUCGUUUUUGCCCGAUGGUGUUCGCACGCAAAAUGCAAGUGAAGAGACAUGAGGAGAUGCACACAUGGCGUGCUGAUGAUGCUGUGGCAUCAGGCGUGGGGGCUCUGCCGAACGAAUCUAAUGGUCAGGAUGUGUUGCCUUGUGCUCUGGAGCAGUAUGCUAACAUGAAAUACAGCGAUGUGCACAAACCUGUUGAAAUUACGAAAUUUGGUCUCUGCUGUGCACUGUCUUGUCUUGCAGGCACCACCAGACGACAGCGCAGUGCCCGUCGGCGCGUACGCAACUCGUCCGCCGACCAAGUGGGAACGCAGUUCUCGCUCACAGAGACUAGUGGCAGUAACCUGUGCCCCUCCGAAAAUGUGCAUGCCAACGAGUCGUACACUUGCAACUACUGCAAGAAGUCCUUCACAGCGCGUGGCAACCUGAACACCCACCUCCGCAUCCACACUGGCGAGAGACCAUUUCAGUGCCACCUGUGCCCCCGGGCUUUCACGCAGAAGGUGACCCUCGUGCACCAUGUGCGGACACACACGGGGGAGAGACCGUACCAAUGCCGCUUUUGCCUGAAGGCCUUUGUACGCAAGUUGGAACGGAAGGACCACGAGAUCCGCAAGCACUUGACAGAGACCGCUGCUUCUUGAAGGGCUUGCCACAUACGGCUGACAUUUGCUAGUGAUGAGCCUUAAAGGAAAUCCUUGCAAAACAGAUGUCAUUGCUCGUACUCAUUUGCUAUGACAUUGUCAGACUUUGUGGAAGGGCAGUGUUUGCAUAUGCUUAAAGGGAUGCACUAAAAGUGAGCUCCAUUAUGAAAGGAAACCUGAUUUGCAUUCAAGAGUGGCUGUAAUCAGUGUGUCUGCUCUGAAAUCACAAACGCGCCUUAGGACUACUUGCUUUCACACAGAGGCUAUGCGACAAGUAUUAGCAAAGGAGGUCCAAGUGCGCACAUCUUCUGCAAUUGUUGACUAAAAAUAGUUACGCAGAUCCAAUGCACAUGUUGGAAUCUAUGUGAAGCGAACCUUUCUUUAUUGGUGAUGGCUAUAUUAUGCUAUAUAAAGACUGAUGUGGCCAUCUUUCAAUGUGUGUUUUAAAGUUCCUGCCCAACAUUAUAUUAUUUAAAAUAAAUUUUGAGUCAUUUGGUUGUGAA